CCAUUGUUGGGAAGCAGUCUGCGACAUCGACGUAUUCUUAACCGAAACUUUUCAGGUAACCAAAGGUUGCUUAAAGCCGUUCUUGUAUUGCCCUUUGGAUAUAUUUUUCGGAGGGAAAUAUCUGUUGUAAAGUCGGCAGUUGAGAGAACAACUUAACUGUAUCAAAGAAGAGAGGAAACAGGGAGGAAAACUUUACAGGCAAGGAAUUCCGUAAUUCUCUUUCCUCCAUUUUGAACUUUUAAACUUCCAAGUUUUUCUAGCGGGUUGUUAACGAAUUUCAGACACCAUGACGACCAUCAACACAGCUAACAUCAACUUUAAAUGGGACCCAAAGAGCCUAGAGAUCCGUACUCUGGCAGUGGAGAGGCUGCUGGAGCCCCUGGUCACCCAGGUUACCACUUUGGUAAACUCCAGCAACAAAGGCCCAUCGAACAAGAAGAAGGGACGCUCCAAGAAGGCUCAUGUGCUGGCAGCCUCAGUGGAGACAGCGACCCAGAACUUCCUCGAGAAAGGAGAAAAGAUUGCAAAGGAAAGUCAGUUCCUCAAGGAUGAACUGACUGCAGCAGUGGAAGAUGUCCGCAAGCAAGGUGACUCAAUGAGGCAGGCUUCUGGAGAAUUUGCAGAAGACCCCUGCUCCUCUGUGAAGAGGGGCAAUAUGGUUCGUGCUGCCAGAGCCCUCCUGUCGGCAGUCACACAUCUGUUGGUGCUGGCAGACAUGUCUGAUGUCUACAAACUUCUACUGCAGCUUAAACUGGUUGAGGAUAGUCUGGUGAAAGUCCGUAAUGCAGGAACAGAGCAGGAACUGGGGAUCCAAUAUAAGGCCUUGAAACCAGAGGUGGACAAGCUGAACAUCAUGGCUGCCAAGAGACAGCAGGAGCUUAAGGACGUCCACCACAAGGAUCAAAUGGCUGCUGCUCGUGGCGUCCUACAGAGGAACAUCCCCAUGCUGUACACAGCGUCUCGUGCCUGCCUGCAGCACCCUGAUGUGGCAGCCUACAAGGCGAACCGUGACCUGAUCUACAAGCAGCUGCAGCAUGCAGUUUCAGGCAUCUCCAAUGCGGCCCAGGCUACCUCCACUGAAGACUCAGCACUCAAUCAGCCAGGAGGAGGUGGAGAGCUCGCCUACGCCCUCAACAAUUUUGAUAAACAAAUCAUUGUGGACCCCCUGGCGUUUAGUGAGGAGCGCUUCCGUCCCUCCCUGGAGGAGCGCCUUGAGAGCAUUAUCAGUGGUGCUGCCCUCAUGGCCGACUCUUCCUGCACACGUGAUGACCGCAGGGAGCGCAUCGUGGCCGAAUGCAAUUCUGUGCGCCAGGCUCUUCAGGACCUACUGUCCGAGUACAUGGGCAAUGCUGGAAGGAAAGACAGGAGUGAUGCUCUGAACACAGCCAUCGACAGGAUGACAAAGAAGACCAGAGACCUUCGCAGACAGCUGCGUAAGGCUGUAAUGGACCAUGUCUCCGACUCCUUCCUGGAGACCAACGUCCCCCUCCUGGUCCUGAUCGAAGCUGCCAAGAACGGCAACGAGAAAGAAGUCAAGGAAUACGCGCAGGUGUUCCGUGAGCACGCCAACAAGCUGAUAGAGGUGGCCAACCUGGCGUGCUCCAUCUCUAACAACGAGGAGGGAGUGAAGCUGGUCCGGAUGGCAGCAUCUCAACUGGAAACUCUUUGCCCCCAGGUGAUUAAUGCAGCGUUGGCCCUUGCUGCCAAGCCCAACAGUAAGGUGGCCCAGGACAAUAUGGAUUUGUUCAAGGAGCAGUGGGAGAAGCAGGUCCGCGUCCUCACUGAUGCCGUUGAUGACAUAACAUCCAUUGACGACUUCCUUUGUGUGUCUGAGAACCACAUCCUAGAGGAUGUGAAUAAGUGUGUCAUCGCUCUGCAGGAGAAAGAUGUUGAUGGUUUGGAUCGCACUGCUGGGGCUAUUCGAGGUCGUGCUGCCAGAGUCGUCCACGUGGUGACUUCUGAAAUGGACAAUUAUGAACCUGGAGUCUACACAGAGAAGGUCUUGGAGGCCACCAAGCUGCUCACUAACACAGUCAUGCCACGGUUCACGGAGCAAGUGGAGUCUGCAGUGGAGGCCUUGAGCGCAAACCCCUCACUACCUGUGGAUGAAAACGAGUUCAUCGAUGCUUCCCGUCUGGUAUAUGACGGCAUUCGCGACAUUCGCAAGGCUGUCCUCAUGAUCAGAACUCCAGAGGAGUUGGAUGACUCUGACUUUGAGACUGAGGACUUUGAUGUUCGCAGCAGGACCAGCGUGCAGACAGAGGAUGACCAGCUCAUUGCUGGCCAGAGUGCUCGGGCUAUCAUGGCCCAGUUGCCCCAGGAGCAGAAGGCGAAGAUUGCAGAACAGGUGGCCAGCUUCCAGGAGGAGAAGAGCAAGCUGGAUGCUGAGGUAUCCAAGUGGGACGACAGUGGCAAUGAUAUCAUCGUGUUGGCCAAGCAGAUGUGCAUGAUCAUGAUGGAGAUGACAGACUUCACCAGGGGGAAAGGGCCGCUGAAGAACACAUCUGAUGUCAUCAGCGCCGCCAAGAAAAUUGCAGAGGCAGGAUCAAGAAUGGACAAGCUGGGUCGCACCAUCGCUGACAAUUGCCCCGACUCUACCUGCAAGCAGGACCUGCUCGCCUACCUGCAGCGUAUUGCCUUGUACUGCCACCAGCUCAACAUCUGCAGCAAAGUCAAGGCUGAGGUUCAGAAUCUGGGAGGAGAGCUGGUUGUCUCGGGGCUGGACAGCGCCAUGUCCCUGAUUCAGGCUGCCAAGAACCUGAUGAACACAGUGGUGUCCACAGUGAAGGCCUCCUAUGUUGCGUCUACUAAGUACCAGAAGAACAAAGGCAUGGAGGCCCUUAAUAUGCCUGCUAUUUCAUGGAGGAUGAAGGCCCCCGAGAAGAAGCCUCUGGUGAAGAGAGAGAAGCAGGAUGACGGUCAAACCAACAGAGUCAAGAGGUCCUCUCACAAGAAGCACAUCAACCCUGUGCAGGCUCUGAGCGAGUUUAAAGCCAUGGAUAGCAUCUAGACUCCCCUAUUCUUUGUUAGAGAGAACAAUAAAUAUUGACCAAGCAGUUUAUAUUAUAUAGAUUGAGUUUGUCAUUCUAUCAAAAAGAAAAGGUUUUGACAUAUUUGAAACUCUUAUUCCAUCUUUGCAUAGAUGGCCAUUAUAUUCCUACUCUGCCUCAUUCCUAUCACGUAAGAUCGGGUUUUCUCUAGUCUGUAGCGUUAACUGUUUCUUCUGUGGAAAAUACAGUUAGAGGGAAAUCAACUGGACAAAGGCAUUUAAAAAAAUAUAUAUUUCCCAUAUUUUUUUCAUGUGUAUGGGAGAAAAGUAAGUGGAUUUCAUAGAUAUUGUAAGAACUAAUUCCAAGAGACUUGAUUAUUUUGUAUUCUAACCGGCUUUAUAGUAAUUCUGUGGGGUCCCUGGUGUUUUCCACUAUAACGUUUGAUCAUGACAGUAACUUGUGUAACCAACACUUCUGUACUGCAAAUAUGAACUAUGCAAAAUCUUUAACUCGAGCAAUAAUUGUAGUUAAUUUUUUGGAUGUGCAGAGCUAACUGGUGAGAUUUUAAAUAUGUUUUAGUCCAGCCAAAGUCGAUAUAUUUCCAUGUGUGCCUGCAUCUUUAUAACUACAUUCAUACUUGGUUAUGCCACUAAAUACAGCUCUUUGGAGACUAUUUUACGGACUCAUGAUUUGUUGCCCUCCUUUCACAUUGAGACUAGUGUUUUGUCAUCUCUUUAUAAAUGCGCAUCUCACAUUGUUUGUUUGUUUUUCUUCAUGUUGACAAGAUGCAGCAAACCAAAGGUGAAUAUUCUUCCCAGCCUUCUGUUUUGCUACAUAAGUGGUACAUGUGUUUAAAUCUCGCACUAAAGGCACACAGAUCCACCCAGUCAGUCAAACUUAGAAAGUACGCCUCAACAAAUCUAAGUAUGGGACAACACAGUGGGCUAAACAAUGAGUAGACAUGUGUCAGUCCUCUCCAUAGCUGACACGCUUCAUUAAUUGUCAAUGAGACCAAACACCUCCACAGUCUAAGAAUGUGUUCAAAUUGAGGGAUCAAUAUGUUUUCAUUGCACAGCCUAGAGGUGGGCGAGGAACGGAGAGGAUUUCACUGGCUUUGAACUCUGCUCAUUAUUUGUAUUCUUUGUCCUUGAGCUUGAACGCUAAAUUUUAUGUCAUGCACAAUCUUUGUAAAGACCUAGAAACAUUUUGAGAUUUUGCCAGGUGUCAGAGCUUUAAAACGGUUAAUAAGAGAGGGUUUUUUUUAACUUUCAACUUUGAGAUGGAGCUGCUCUGUGCAGCUAGUUUUCCAGUCAUACAUAGUAUUCUGCUGCGUAGUGGUGCAUUGGUGUACAGCGGGGCUUUGAAGUCCUGCUGCUUUGGUCUCGGGGCUGAAUCUUUGUUUUGCUCGUUUGACAUUUAUGAACGGUAGCAGGAUGAGCGUGUUUGACAGGUGGAUUUUUUUUCUUUUUUUCUUUACUGUAGAACCAAUCAUUUUCCAGGAUGUUUUUCACUACAUUAUUUUUCCUUACAGUUUGUCUUUUGCUGUAUUUGAGUUUGGAUUUGAAACUGGAGUGAUAUCAAACUACUUUGCUGUGGAAUUUUUGUUAUUGAGAGCUGACUUAUUAGUGCACACGUUUCUUAUAUUCAUGUGCCUGCUUUAUAUCUUAAUAAACAACUGAAAUGAA
Messenger RNA from Scomber scombrus (Atlantic mackerel), 4675 nucleotides. RefSeq names its product catenin (cadherin-associated protein), alpha 1 (gene ctnna1). The coding region runs from base 287 to 3010 and encodes 907 amino acids. Lineage: Eukaryota; Metazoa; Chordata; Actinopteri; Scombriformes; Scombridae. Gene Ontology annotation, molecular function: structural molecule activity; beta-catenin binding; actin filament binding. Gene Ontology annotation, cellular component: adherens junction; actin cytoskeleton; catenin complex. The record is from RefSeq and is a predicted model, not a curated record. Gene Ontology annotation, biological process: cell migration; cell-cell adhesion. The transcript is spliced from 18 exons.